Candoia aspera is the source of this 678-nucleotide messenger RNA. It is a transcript of the gene RNF222, whose product is annotated as ring finger protein 222. The coding region runs from base 1 to 678 and encodes 225 amino acids. Lineage: Eukaryota; Metazoa; Chordata; Lepidosauria; Squamata; Candoiidae. The record is from RefSeq and is a predicted model, not a curated record. The transcript has a single exon.
AUGUCCCAGAACAACACUAGCAAUGAAUCUCUUCCUGCCACCUCGGGUGAGUGCCCUGUCUGCUAUGAAACAUUUCAGUCUCCAAAAGUGUCACGGCGGAUGCUGAGCUGCGGCCACACUUUUUGCCAUGACUGUUUGGUCAAGUGUCUACUGUCACAUGAUGAAGGCCAUCUGCAAAAUACCCUUACAUGUCCCAUCUGUCGCUUUGUGACCUUUCUCUGCAAGAAAAGGGACUGCUGGCCUUCCAAGCCAGCCCUGAGUCCACCCUCCCUGGAAUUGCCACUCUCACCUUCCUUGUUGCCCUGCGGAGUGCCACUGGGUCCUGCAAAUACUUUGGUGGUCCCUGGCCAUUUCCUCUUGCCACUUCACAGUUAUGACAGACACCAAGCUUUGCAGAGGUAUCCUACCAUGGACUCUGUGGUACGGCCUAGUGGAUUGGAGCGUGAAUCCCAUAUCUUCAUUAUUACUCAGUGUGGAAUGCCACUAAUUGAAGAGAACUAUGUUACAACAGCAGAAAAUCACAGCACUAUGGAAGCUCCUGAAUCAGUGGCACCUCAAACGUCUUUUGGAAUGGGCUGCUUCCAGUCACCUAUUAUUAUGGCCGUUUUCCUUGUCUCUGCUGUCGCUCUGUUGGGGGCUGUACUUCCCUGGCUUGUGCUUGUGAGAAAUAAUGAAUGA